Molecule: messenger RNA, 401 nt
Organism: Symbiodinium sp. CCMP2456
Lineage: Eukaryota; Dinophyceae; Suessiales; Symbiodiniaceae
Source: the annotation of a GenBank genome assembly
GCCUCUUCGACUCGAAGCCAGAUGGUGUGAUCGAUCGGGACGAGGUCAUGAGCAUCGUGGGAGCCUGGGGCGAGUUCAUGAAGCAGAAGCAGCUGGUGCAGAACUUGGCCGUGAAGUUUGACAAGGACGCUGACAACCAGAUCGAUCUUACGGAGCUGCAGGACAUCCUGGAUGCUACGAACAAAAAGCCGGUGAAGCCCGAGAUCACGCAAUGGGUGAUGCGGGAGGCAGAUGUGUCUGGCAACGGGAGUUUGAAUCAUCUCGAGCUGGCGCGAGCUCUCUGCACCUUUGAGCUGCUUAGCAAGGGCGAGCCCAAGCUGCGGAAGGACCUACAAGCAGGUAUUGUCAUCGACGACGACCUUCCCAAACCUGCCAAGUCAUCCUUCUGCACUGUACAGUAA